AUAUGCACUAAAUGGUAAUCAAAUGUAGAAUAAUAGUCACGAAAUGGUUAGUUUUACGAACGCAGCUGUGAGGAAAGGACGACAUGAGGACAACACUGGGCUUUAUUGUUCUUUGGCUUUGCACAGGGGCAUUUGGCUUCCUCUUGACAAAGGAGGUUUGUUACAACACUGACGGUAUAGGCUGCUUCAGCAAUGCAAGACCCUAUGACAACGCCAAUGGCAAUGUCCCAGAGUCACCGGACCAUAUUCAGAUCAAGUUCCUGCUGUACACCCGUGCCAACACCAACGCGCCUCAGAUCGUUAGUAAAAUUCCCCUGUCCAUCCAGCAGUCACAUUUCUCCGGCGCCAAAAAGACCAAGUUCAUCAUUCACGGGUACCAGGAUGACGGCCACGGUCCAUGGCUGAUCACUAUGGCUCAUGCGAUACUCACAAGGGAAGACGCAAAUGUAUUUGUCGUGGAUUGGUCGAAAGGAGCUGACAACAUCAAUUACCUGCAGGCGGCGUCGAAUACCAGGGUCGUCGGUGCUCUUAUUGCGCAAUUCAUCACCCAACUUCACGCCACCGCCCAUGCGCAAUAUGGAGACUUUCAUUUGAUUGGUCACAGUCUUGGUUCACACAUUUCCGGUUACGCCGGUGAAAGGAUUCCCGGACUCGGUCGCAUUACAGGCCUUGACCCGGCCGGCCCUUCGUUCGAGAACAAGGACCCCAAGGUUCGUCUUGACCCUACAGAUGCCGUCUUUGUCGACGCCAUUCACACGGACGGGGACUCACUGAUUCAGCUUGGUUUCGGGCUCGAGCAGCCAGUCGGUCACGUCGACUACUUUCCUAAUGGCGGGGAGAAACAGCCUGGAUGCCCCAAUGAAUUCGGCCAACAUUUGUUUAACCUUAUAACACUGAAAAUUGAAGCGUUGACGGACGGUGUGGCUUGCAGUCACAUGCGCGUCCUUGACUUCUUCAUCGAGUCCAUCAACUCCAACUGCCACUUCGCGUCGUAUCCGUGCCGCAGCCUUGCCGACUUCAAGGCCGGCAAGUGCAACACGUGCGGUACCGGAUGUGCAAACAUGGGUUACGACUCAAACAACGGGCAUCCCCACCACGGCACUUACUACCUCUCCACCAAUGGCAAUCGUCCAUUCUGCAAAAAAGAUGAGGAAGAAGAAGAACAAGAUGCUGAUGAUUAUGAUGAUGAUUAUUGUUAUGAUAAUGACUAUGAUGAUAAUGAAGAAGAAAGUGAAGGAGGAACGUACGAGAUGAGGAUAACACUUGGCUUAUGUGUUCUUGGGCUUUGCACAGGGGCGUUUGGUUGCUGGUGGACCUUUAGAAAGGAGGUUUGUUACACAGCUGAAGGAAUUGGAUGCUUCAGCAACGCCAAACCAUAUGACAACGCCAAUUGUAAACUUCCAGAGUCGCCAAAUGCUAUUCAGGUCAAGUUCCUGCUGUACACCCGUGCAAACACCCAGUCGCCACAGAUCGUGACUAAAACUUCAGAUUCCAUCCAGGCGUCGCAUUUCUCCCGCACCAGAAAGACCAAGUUCAUCAUCCACGGUUACCAGGAUAGACACGGUCAAUGGAUGAGCAAUAUGGCACAGGCCAUAAUCAAAAGGGAAGACGCAAAUGUGUUUGCAGUAGAUUGGUCGAAAGGAGCUGACAAUAUCGAUUACAAUCAGGCAGCGGCAAAUACCAGGGUCGUCGGGGCUCUGAUCGCGCAAUUCAUAACGCAACUCCGAAACACUACGCAGGCGCAAUAUGGCGACUUCCAUUUGAUUGGUCACAGUCUUGGUUCUCAUAUUUCCGGUUACGCCGGGGAGAGGAUUUCCAAAAUCGGUCGAAUAACCGGCCUUGAUCCGGCCGGUCCCCAGGUCGAGAAAAAAGACCCCAUGGUUCGUCUGGACCCUACAGAUGCUUUGUUCGUCGACGCCAUUCAUACGGACGGCGACUCACUCAUUCAACUUGGUUUCGGGCUCAAGAAGCCAGUAGGUCACGUGGACUACUACCCUAAUGGCGGGGAAAAACAGCCGGGCUGUCCCAAAAAGUUAGGCCAACAUCUGUUCAACCUUAUUACAGGGAACAUUGGAGCGUUGACGGACGGUGUUGUUUGCAGUCACAUGCGCGUUCUCGACUUAUUCACCGAGUCCAUCAACUCUAACUGCCAUUUCCAGGCGCACCCGUGCAGCAACCGUUCUGACUUCAAUGACGGCCGGUGCAACACGUGCGGUACCGGAUGUGCAAACAUGGGCUACAACUCCACCAGCCAGCAUCCCCGUAGCGGCACUUACUACCUUUCCACCAAUGGCCAAAGUCCUUACUGCAAAGGCUGAAUGACGAAAUAAACGAGAACCUUGCUGCCAUGGCUAAAUGACUCUUUUUACUAGUUGCUUGUUUUCUUUACUGCCAAUCUUGAAUAAGGAAAUGACUGAAUACCUUCCUGACAUCGCUAAAGACGAAUUCUCUCGAGUUGCUGAUUUUUGAUCGAAGAAUAUGAUGUCCUUGUAAUAUAAUUUUAUCUAAAGUAUACUCCCUGCAAGAUU
Messenger RNA from Dreissena polymorpha, 2528 nucleotides. RefSeq lists its product as uncharacterized. NCBI's taxonomy places the organism in Eukaryota, Metazoa, Mollusca, Bivalvia, Myida, Dreissenidae. The transcript is spliced from 15 exons. Gene Ontology annotation, molecular function: lipase activity. The record is from RefSeq and is a predicted model, not a curated record. Gene Ontology annotation, biological process: lipid metabolic process. Bases 84 to 2318 code for a protein of 744 amino acids.